UCCCUCACAGUCACACACACGAAGGAGGAACAUAGCACAUAGUCACAUACAUCAAACUCUCUCAUCUUUCACUUUCUCUCUCUAGCUUCUCUCUCUAUAAAGUAGAAUCUCAUAUACUUGUCCUUGCGAUUGUGAGAAAGAGGAGAGAAAUGGCAGCAGAGGUUAGCUCGCUGGUAAGGGUGAUGGGAGAACAGCAUCGGACGGUGGGGAAUGAGGCAGAGAAAUCAACGGCUCUGAUCACACGGGACCUGUUAGGUGGCUCCUCCGUCGAAUCACAGGAACUCGACCUCGACUUGCAGGUUCCCACCGGUUGGGAGAAACGCCUUGACCUUCAGUCAGGGAAAGUUUAUAUCCAAAGGUGCAACAACACAUUAGGUUCACUACAAGUGAAUGAACAAAAGCUAAAUCAAGUGAAAUCAACAACAUUAGGACCAAAACUUCAAGACCUUAAUUUCCCAUCUUCAAUAACACAACCAUCGUCCAAAGUUCCUUUGAACCUCUUUGAUGACACAAACCUAGACCUAAAACUUGUCUCAUCAUCUUCAAUUUCAUUACCCUCAAACAACAACAACAACAACAAUUACCAAAGUGUGUGCACUCUUGACAAAGUGAAAUCAGCACUAGAGAGGGCAGAGAAGGAGCCAAUACUAAGAAAAAGAACAUCAUUCUUGAAAUCGGUAUCAUCACCAUCAUCGUAUUCGUCAUCCUCAUCCUCAAUUCGGGAGAUGCAAGAGGAAGAGAGUGAUGAUAACAAGAUGAUGAUGUUGAUGAUGGGUAAUUCAUCAUCGUCAUCGACGUUGUCAUCACCAAUUGCUGCAGGGUGCCCUGGAUGCUUGUCUUAUGUUUUGAUCUUGAAGAACAAUCCAAAGUGUCCUAGGUGUAACACUAUUGUUCCCAUGCCAUCAGUUAAGAAACCUAGGAUUGACCUUAAUAUUUCAAUUUAAGAUUAUGAUUAUGAUCAUAAUUUGGGGUAUUAAUUUAUUAUUUUAUUAUAUGAUUUUUUUCAAGCUUUUGUAAAUGUGAUGAUAGAUAAAAUUUAGGGUGGUUCUUAAGGAUUUUAAGGAUAGGAUAAUUUGUUCAGAGUAAUAUUAUUAGCCCUUUUCUCUUUAUAUGUAUAUUGGAAACUUAACGCGAUUUCAGUAGCAAAGCUAAUAGAAAAUUAUCCAAUUUCUCUC
This is a messenger RNA of Arachis ipaensis, 1175 nucleotides long. RefSeq lists its product as uncharacterized. The record is from RefSeq and is a predicted model, not a curated record. NCBI's taxonomy places the organism in Eukaryota, Viridiplantae, Streptophyta, Magnoliopsida, Fabales, Fabaceae.